Papaver somniferum (opium poppy) is the source of this 2631-nucleotide messenger RNA. RefSeq names its product inositol transporter 4-like. Gene Ontology annotation, cellular component: membrane. The coding region runs from base 1167 to 2024 and encodes 285 amino acids. Lineage: Eukaryota; Viridiplantae; Streptophyta; Magnoliopsida; Ranunculales; Papaveraceae. Gene Ontology annotation, molecular function: myo-inositol:proton symporter activity. The transcript has 7 exons. Gene Ontology annotation, biological process: transmembrane transport. The record is from RefSeq and is a predicted model, not a curated record.
GGUUAACAGGGAGUUACCUUAUCCCGGUCUAGGGUUCGCAAAUAAAAAGCAAAAACGAGAAAGACUCGUUACCUUAUCACGGUCUAGGGUUCGCAAACAACCAUUAGUUUGAACGUUAUUUAGCUUCAAUUUCCCCACCAUCACCGCAAGUUUCUCUCUUGUAAAGGAAAAAGAAUACUCUUGCAAACAACAACCGAUCCCUAAGACUGAAAACAGGUUCUGAACCGAUCGAUAUGUUUAAUGCUUUUGAAUUGUUGGUUGAAAUUCCUGACUAACAUAUUCCAUGUUUUAAUCAAAAUCUGGUGAACAUAUGCUGGUAUUCACACUUCUGCAUUAAGUCCUUUAAGUAGUAUUCCGAUCUCAAUUAGGUUUUUUAGUUUCAUCGUUACUGAAAGAUUGGUACUUUCAUUAUUUUUUCCAAUUGUACACAGGAAAUUUGAUACUAUAAACAGGACUAUCAAAUUUUAUAUAUUUCUUAGAUUAAAAUUUUAACUACAAUAAUUAAUUAAAAGGGUGAUCUUAGGAAUGUGGCCUUACUCAAUGUUGAAGUAUCAAUUUAUUUGGGACAAUAAAAAAAGUAUCAAUUUAUUUGGGACAAUAAAAAAGAGGGAAAAGUAUCACUCUUUACCACUGUACUACUGUGACAUCUGCAAUAUAACGCUGUUUAACUGUACAUUUUUAUUAGACUCUUAUUCAUUGAGAACUUCAUAUUCUUUGUUUUUGUUUUCACUAAGAGAAAAGUUUAAAUUACAAAUCCUCAAUGGGGACAAGUGCUGUAGUUCUUGAAUGACAACCAGAUAGUGAUGAUCCAGAUCAAUGCUGCAACUGCUUGAGUAAUCACGGGCAUGAAACAAGUAUUGGGGAUUUGAAGAAAAGAUUUCUCGGCCCUUGCAUGAUUGCACUCAUAGCUGGUACAGGGGGGCUCUUCUUUGGAUAUUAUUCUGCACAACAAUAAACCCACCCUCUUUGCUUAUAGUGCAAAAAAUGGGAUCACUCCCACAAUGCGAGGGUUGGAUCCCCUAUUUGUUCCCAUCUCUCCUAUGCGAUGUCGCUGGACUUAUAGUGCUCAAGUGGGUGGGUCCAGCUAUGCCGUAUCAAAAAAAAAAAAAAAAAAAAAAAAGACUUAACUACAUCAUUGAUCUUUUAGUUUUCAUUAACUUGGGAUAAUGCUUGUGGGUGCAGCAAUAAUCUAUGCAACUUCCUUCUUUCCAAGAGAGUUUAAGAGAUCUCCUUGGAGGUUUUUGAUGCAGAUAGAGGCAAGUAAUAUGUUAUAUAUUCCAUUUGGAGCUAUGUCCCUUGCUGCUUUCUUGGUUGAUAUGACAACUGACAAUGCAGGUCGAUUGGUAGAUAUUGGGUUUGUAGAUUUGUUGGCCAUUGUGUUUGUUCCACUUCUCAAUGUGUAUAUCGUGGAUCGGUAUCAUACAAUCUGGGGAAUGAUUUUAGUAGGUUGCGUAGGGGGGAUGACUAUGACAACUUUCCCUAUAUAUAUAUCAGAACUUUCUUCACCUACUGCGAGAGGUGCCUUUGUUAGCACAAUUUUCUUGCAAAUUACAGGAGGGAAAAUACUUUACUAUCUCAACAAUCUGUAUUCUUCGGUUAAGAAGGAUCAAACAUGGAACUGGAAGCUUGGAAUCGUUCCUGGUAUAAUUCAUGUUAUAGUAUUACUCGCAGGUGGGAUUCCUGAGUCUCCUCGGUGGCUUUACAGAAAGGGAUACAAAAAGGAAGCUGUUGAAAUUCUGAAUACUUUAAGAUCUCCAUGUGAAGUUUCCAAAGAAGUGAAGGCGAUGCAAUUAUCAAUGGAAGCUGAAAUAGCCAAAGAAGGUAGUAUUGACGAUCAUGGCGGCGGAGGAUUUAAUAGUCCAAGUGAUGACGAGAUGACGGAACAGGCAGCACUAGCAAUUCCUCUCAUCACAUCUGUCCUCUGUGUUGUUGGGACAAUCUUUUGUAUCGUUUUGGUAGAUCGUUGUGGGAGGAGAAAACUUCUUUUAAUUAGCAUAUUUGGAAUCAUGGUAUCGCUUGGGUAGUUAUCUUAUGUGUUCACUUGAGGCGUCAAGGGCCGUGACCUUGGUGCACAGGAUCAUAUUUGGUACAGCAAAGAAGACGGAAUAUCGGGUUUCGGAAUAUUAGCACUGGUAGCAGUAGCAAUGUACUUUAUCUUCUUGGCAUAGAAGCGGUUCCGUGGAUCAUAAAUUCUGAGAUAUACCCAAUGAAGUAUAGAAUUGUUGGUGGAGUAAGGGGUAUGAUGGUUUACUGGGCCUCUAAAAUAGUAGUUCACCACAUUUUUCUGGAUGUCAUCGGAUACUAUGUUGGAAUUGCCUAUAUGCUUUUUCUGCUGCAAUUUUUCUCAUGUCUUGUCGGUUUGUUUAUCUACUUGUACGUUCCGGAAACCAAGGGAUUCCCUUUAGAAGACAUGGAGAAGCUUUUGUUACAGCAAGAGGAAAAUAACAAGCUCCGGGAAGGUGACGAUGAAUGCAAGGACAGACUAAUAACCUAGUGUGAAGAUGUAGAUAUUACUGUUGGUCCUUUAUCUAUCCUUGCGUAUUUACUUGCAGAUUAGUAGUCAACGCACUUAAAUUUUGUCGUGCUUGAAUCUCUUUUAUUUUAUUCUAUUCAAAAGAUAAUUUUUAUUUA